AUGGAGAAUGCACUGGCUGCCAUUCUAUCCACUCAAGGAUUGUCGUUGCGGAGCACCACGCGCGAAACGGGAGCACUACACCAGCUGCCCAUCCCUGACACCACUACUUCAGCAGUUGUACACGGCCUUCGGCACUACACCAACAAUCACGUCAACGAGCUACAUACCAUCGACCAUGUCAUGAACAAACCACCACUUGACAAGUUAAGCCACUCGGACACUGUCUACGACUCAAAUGAACCGACACCCAAGGAAGCGCUAGACCUGGGCAAUGUGGCAUCAUCAUCAUCCCUACAUCCCUUACUACACUCAUGGCGUCUAUAA
Zychaea mexicana is the source of this 324-nucleotide messenger RNA. RefSeq lists its product as uncharacterized. Bases 1 to 324 code for a protein of 107 amino acids. The record is from RefSeq and is a predicted model, not a curated record. Lineage: Eukaryota; Fungi; Mucoromycota; Mucoromycetes; Mucorales; Lichtheimiaceae. The transcript is spliced from 2 exons.